UGUUCAUCUUUAGAUAAAACACAGACAGAUUUGUGUGUUUAUGAAGCUUAGAGAUCUAUUACAAGUUGGGUAAAAUGGUAGUUGAAAAUUCGAGCGAAACUCCACCAAUUCCAGCAUCGAUACAUGAUAAGCGACAGAGAAAACAGGCCAUUGUCAUCAGUUUACCUAACGAAGAUGAUAAAUUUGGAACAAUUUGUGAAGAAGAAGAAGGUGGUAAUGGGUCUGAAGAUAAGGGUCAGGAAUCUGGUAUCCGUAUCCACAUUACAGCCCCAGAGGAUGACUCUGGUGUUGAUACGGAGACUGGCACACCUUCCCCUCUUCAAACGGAAUUUGAUAAAGACAAGGAAGUAAGACCCGCCAGAUUCCUUGUCCAUCCUGUUUACGAAAAGAGACCCCAAAGGUUCCGAAAAAUCUCUUCUUAUUCAGCUGAUUCUGAACACAGUGCACCAUCAUCUAAUACUGUUGUCCCCAGUCGUAAAGGAUCCACAGUUAUGAUACAUGAACAGCCAGAAGUUAUACAGGGAUAUGAUAAUUAUCUCUCUGUAAAUUCUAACGAAGGGGGUUACCAUUACCACAACGAACAUGUUGCGUCAGUACCAAAACAACAUCGUAUAUCGGUGUUCUCUUGCUACAGUCAAGCUAGUCGAACCAGUUUCCAAUCUGAUCGGACGUUCCGUGAUAUGCAGGAGGCGCUUCCAAGCGCAGAUCAUUACCGAGAUGCUCAUGGGACAUUUUACGAUUUUAAUCAAAGACCAACAUUGUAUCAGUUAAGAGAAAAACAAGACAUUAUAAAACCCGGGAAAGGUAUAGGAGAUGAUCUAAAGGAUGAUGUCGAAGAAGGUAAAACAACGCCACCAGCCGAUAUGGCUAAGAUGGGGUGGAUUCAAGGUGUUCUGAUACGAUGUGUGUUGAAUAUAUUUGGUGUCAUGUUAUUUCUAAGAUUAACAUGGAUAACAGGCCAAGCUGGUAUCGGAUUUGCCUCCCUUAUUAUACUACUGUCAUCGUUUGUUACUGCUAUAACUACCAUGUCAAUGUCCGCCAUUUGUACUAAUGGUGAAGUUAAAGGGGGAGGUGCUUAUUACAUGAUAUCAAGAAGUCUUGGACCAGAAUUUGGUGGUGCUAUUGGAGUAGUGUUUUCUUUAGCUAAUGCUGUAGCAGCUGCCAUGUAUGUUGUAGGGUUUGCCGAGACAGUUCGAGAUCUAUUAUGGGAGAAUGGUAUUGUACUUACUGGUGAUCAACUACACGAUGUGAGAAUAAUAGGCUGCAUUCUAUCUGUAUUUAUAUUAGCUGUGGUUUUAAUAGGUUUAGAUUUUGAAGCAAAGGCACAGUUAGUAUUAUUGGUUAUAUUACUAGCUGCUAUCGUAAACUAUUUUGUGGGGACUGCUCUACCACCAACCCAAGAUCAAAAGCUGAAGGGAUUCGUGGGUUACUCGGGCGAUUUAUUCAAGAAAAACUUUCCACCAGAUUUCAGAGGGAACAAUAAUUUCUUCUCGGUCUUUGCCAUUUUCUUCCCUGCGGCCACGGGUAUUCUUGCUGGUGCCAAUAUUUCUGGAGAUUUAAAGAACGCGUCAAAAGCUAUACCAAAGGGAACUUUCGUGGCUAUAUUUUUAACAUCUGCAAUAUAUCUGGGUAUGGUGUGGUGUAUUGGUUCUACAAUGCUAAGAGAUGCUGUAGGGGAUUUACCAGUGAAUGACGAUAACGUCACAGAUUUAUUACUUACAACUGAUUUAAUAAGUCAGUGUAGUAAUACAACUUGUGGUUACGGUCUUAUUAAUGACAAUGCUGCAGUUGGAUUGGCAUCGGCAUUUCGCCCUCUGAUUCUAGCGGGAAUAUUCUCUGCUACACUAUCAUCAGCUCUGGCCAGUAUGGUUAGUGCACCUAAAGUAUUUCAGGCUUUAGGUAAAGAUAAGUUAUUUCCCUUUAUUCACUAUUUUGCGAAAGGCUUUGGAAAAUCAGGAGAGCCAAAGAGAGGUUACUUCCUGACUUUUGGUAUUUGUAUUGGUGUAACAUGUAUAGGCGCGCUAGAUAUAAUAGCUCCUAUUAUUUCAAAUUUCUUCUUAAUGGCCUAUGCUCUCAUAAACUUUUCUUGUUUUGACGCCUCAUUUGCAAACACACCAGGAUUCCGACCAGCAUUUAAGUUCUAUAAUAAGUGGGUCAGUUUAAUGGGAUCUCUGUUAUGUGUUGGAGUGAUGUUUUUGAUCAAUUGGUGGGCAGCUCUAGUCUCCUUCGUCAUUAUUUUAGCUCUAUAUGUCUACUUAAAGCACAGAAAACCAGAUGUAAAUUGGGGUUCAUCUUCACAAGCCCAUGCCUAUAAAGACGCUCUGCAGACAUCCCUUAGAUUAAUGAAUGUUGAAGAACAUGUUAAAAAUUUCAGACCUCAAAUUUUGGUGUUGACCGGGUUCCCAAGAAACAGACCAGCCCUUGUAGAUUUUGUUUCAACUAUAACAAAACGCCAAAGUCUUUUAAUCUGUGGACAGAUAUUUAUGGGUGAUAUGUAUGAGCAUGUUAACAGAUUAAGAUCAACAGCCGCCUAUAACUGGUUUAAGAAUAGAGAUAUUAGGGCUUUUUAUACGAGUGUUGUAGCUCCUAACCUGAGAUAUGGGUCACAAGUUCUUCUUCAGUCUCAAGGUAUGGGUAAACUAAGACCUAAUACUUUAAUACUAGGUUAUAAAAAUGACUGGCAACUAGAUGAUCCUAGGGCAGUUGAUUGUUAUUUUAACGUUAUUAGUGAUGCGUUUGAUCUUCAUUAUGGUGUGGGUAUAUUACGUGUAUCAGAGGGUUUAGAUGUACACAAAAUACCUGAUGAAUAUUUAGAUAAAACAGACGAUACCAUCGAAAACCUCAUUAAUAAUGAUAGUUCGGAUGAAGACGACGAAGACGAUGAUGAUGAAGAUGAGGUCGAUGCUCUCAGUGGUAGAAUUUCUGAUACACAAGUACCAGAAGGAGAAGGAAUAGUUUUACAAAAAAUUACCAAAACGGAUGGUGGUGCUGACAACCAUACAUUCCAGGCGGAUGACUGUAGCUUUGAAAAUGAAAAGGAGGGAGUCGACAUAAAGAAAGAUUACCCGGAAAUGAAAUUAAAUGUUCAUGAAUUGAAAUUAACAGAUUUUGAGAAAGAACAAAGAAAGAAAUAUUUAAACAUGAAAUCGUUCGAUGAAGACAAGGCAUGUAAUAGGUUUAAAGUGAAACAAGAAGGAACUAUCGAUGUUUGGUGGUUGUUUGAUGAUGGAGGUCUAACAUUAUUGAUACCAUAUAUACUAUCAAAACGAAAACAGUAUAAAUCAUGCAAACUACGAGUGUUCUGUGCUGGUACAAAGAGAGAAAAUCUGGAGGAGGAUCACAGAAGAAUGGCAACAUUAUUGAGCAAAUUCCGUAUCGAAUUUAGCAGCAUAACUGUUAUACCAGAUCUUAAAAGAAAACCAAAACGAGCAAGUUACAAGGAGUUUGAGGCUAUGAUAUAUCGAUGGAGAUUAGGACCAGGUGAAAGUGAAUACGAUUACCCCUGGAAAAUAUCUAACACCGAUUUAAUGACACAUAAACAAAAGACGUACAUGCAGAUUAAACUGAGAGAGAAGUUAUUAGAACAUUCAUCUGAAGCGGCAUUAAUAGUCAUGACCCUUCCAGUUCCAAGAAAAACAUCGUGUCCAGCCGGUUUAUAUAUGGCAUGGUUGGAGAUGUUGACUAAUAAUUUACCACCAACACUUCUACUUCGUGGAAAUCAACAAAGUGUACUCACUUAUUUCUCUUAAUCCAAUAUUAGUUUACUUUACUGUAUAUACUGUACAUAGAUUUAUUGUAGUUUAGUUCAGUAGUAAUAUAAGUAGGUAUGUUUUAUUUAUUUACAUUUUUUAACUGGACCAUAAAAUAGUCACAAUAAUCACCAGCAAUAAAUUGUGGGUUUUU
This is a messenger RNA of Patella vulgata (common limpet), 3903 nucleotides long. RefSeq names its product solute carrier family 12 member 3. NCBI's taxonomy places the organism in Eukaryota, Metazoa, Mollusca, Gastropoda, Patellidae. Bases 75 to 3749 code for a protein of 1224 amino acids. Gene Ontology annotation, cellular component: membrane. Gene Ontology annotation, molecular function: sodium:potassium:chloride symporter activity. Gene Ontology annotation, biological process: potassium ion import across plasma membrane; chloride ion homeostasis; potassium ion homeostasis. The transcript has 23 exons. The record is from RefSeq and is a predicted model, not a curated record.